AUGGUGGGUUGCUUGGGGAAUCUGUACGACAGUGUUGAAACCUUGAACGACACUUAUUUGCAGUCAAAGCAGAUAAAAAACACACUCUUGAAUCCCAAGGUCUCGUCCUGUGGCUCAACCAUGCUUUUGCCUAGCGUUGAAGCCUCGACCGCCGCAACUACAUUUUAUGGAUGCAGUUACGCUGGUUAUGGCAACUGUCGUGUUUACGUUUCUGAUGGCCCCAAUGCGACUUGUCCACAGUGCAAGCAGAAAAUGGCUCAAGUGAAUACUUAUGUGCAGCCACCAAGUGGAAGCAUUCAGGGAGUGGGAGAUCAGGGAGGGUAUGUGAAGGAUGUGGUGACUUAUAUGGUGAUGGAUGACUUGACUGUCAAGCCAAUGUCCACCAUCUCUAGUAUUACUCUUUUGAACAAGUUUAACAUCAAGGAAGUGGGGGCUUUGGAGGAGAAAAUCAUCACUAUGGAUUUUAAUCAGGGUGUGAAAUUGUUGAAGGCAUCUCUGCAGUCAAAGACUGUUCUCACUGAUGUUUUCUUGAAGAAGUACCGGACUCUUUAG
Messenger RNA from Momordica charantia (bitter melon), 552 nucleotides. RefSeq lists its product as uncharacterized. NCBI's taxonomy places the organism in Eukaryota, Viridiplantae, Streptophyta, Magnoliopsida, Cucurbitales, Cucurbitaceae. The record is from RefSeq and is a predicted model, not a curated record.